This is a messenger RNA of Baudoinia panamericana UAMH 10762, 1717 nucleotides long. RefSeq lists its product as uncharacterized. Lineage: Eukaryota; Fungi; Ascomycota; Dothideomycetes; Mycosphaerellales; Teratosphaeriaceae. The coding region runs from base 369 to 1514 and encodes 381 amino acids. The record is from RefSeq and is a predicted model, not a curated record. The transcript is spliced from 3 exons. Gene Ontology annotation, cellular component: nucleus.
CAAGGCUGUUCAGGGACUGGCCAUCGAGCUACGGUGCGAUAGCCUUCACUGCACAAACUACGCUACUUUGCGGCUUCGGUUGCGUGGGCUCCACCACCCUCUGUCCUGGUUAUGAUUGCCGUCGCUCCGCUCCGUCUCCAAAGGUAUGCGACUAGAGACUGCGGCGCAGACGCUGAGGGCAACACCAUGAACUAUCUACUUCCAAGCUUCACCCUGAGACUUAACCGCGCUCUGCAAUAGCUGCGCCGCUUGGAACCUGGCAACAUGUAUGCUAUUUGUACUCGUCUGUGUCAAUAAAGGCUCGACAGCCUCGUGGAUCUGCUCGUUCAGCCGCCCACCAACCACGCAAACCUUGCCAUCAAUCAGUUAUGAGCCCCUUGCAAUACCCGAAUCGCAAUGAGUAUGCUAUCGGUCAUAGGUGUCUUUCUACCCGACAAAACACGACGGUGGAGACAUUUACCGGUGAGCAAAGCGAGCGACCUUUGACCGGCAACGGCCUCUAUCAUGCCUUUCCACUGAGCCUCCCGCAACAUCUGGCAACAUUGGCACGACAAAAUGGUCUUGGACUGCUGCUGCAAGCGGGCAUACCGACCUGUAUCGAUACCUUUCCAUCCUCGCACACCUCCACGAUCGACGCUGCGCAUUGGGAGGUCCCUUUGCCUGUAGCAUGGCCGUCCGAGAUGGUGGGCUUUCAGCAACCAACACCAGCUCCCUCUGCCGAGCUUCCGCAAUUGACCUGGAGAGCGGGCUGUUGUCCAGUCGGUGCUCGCACGCCCCUCACGUCAACUUGGACACCUACACGCCUACUCCCAACCGCAUCCUCUCAGAUUCCGGAGGGUUGCAGUCCAUCACCACACAGCACUUGCUCGCAGAUUUCCGACCAGUCUUCGUCGUGCACGCAGUAUGAUAGCCUGGUCCCAGCUACAGCUCCGCCAGUCAUAAAGGUUGAAGCACCGUUUGGCUACGGUGCAACCUUCCACCAUGGUCUGCCCGUCGGAGGUGUACUCGACCCGUCACUGCUUGUCACUCCCGGAGAGCUCUCGUCCACCCGGUCAUAUCCCUCAACCGACUCUCCUUCUCUUUCGUCGGAAUCGCCGUACAUCUCUCCUUCCGCCAGUCCUCAAUUGGAGACCGUAAAACCUAUGCGUCAUCUGCAGCGACCACAACUUUCUCGACGGCCUUUCUCGGCCAGUGAUACAGACGGACAAGGACAGCGCCGAAGACGUACACUCACCAAGCAGGAGGAUGCGAGCUGUUCUUGCAAGUUGUGCGGCAAGCUCUUUCAGCGCACCUAUAAUCUCAAGGCUCAUAUGGAAACCCAUGAUCCGCAACGACAUCAGCCCAACACCUGUCCAUGGCCUGACUGUGAUAAAAAGUUCGUGAGGCGGACGGACCUGGUGCGGCAUGAGCAGAGUGUCCACUUCAAGAAGCGCGAGCAUGCCUGCCACCUGUGCGACAGCACGUUCGCGCGAAAGGAUACCCUUCGCAGGCGCGUUAACCUUGAAUAUCGUUAGUGCGCGUGAGCUGACAGUCCAUCACAGGCACAUUGAAGAUGGUUGCCCUAAGCGGCCUGAGGUCAGAAGACGCAUCCCAAAGCCCCGAAGUUCAUCAGAUGUCUCGCUUCCUACAGAAGACUAUUGGAAAACCAAUUGCAAACCGGUACUGUUGGGUCACCCAGCAGGUUUUGCCUGAUAACGAGCCUCCUUCGCACAGUGUG